Messenger RNA from Microplitis mediator, 1476 nucleotides. RefSeq lists its product as uncharacterized. The coding region runs from base 332 to 1042 and encodes 236 amino acids. Lineage: Eukaryota; Metazoa; Arthropoda; Insecta; Hymenoptera; Braconidae. The transcript is spliced from 9 exons. The record is from RefSeq and is a predicted model, not a curated record.
UUUCUAACACUAUAAAAUUUGAUAAAAUUUUAUGAUAGAAUGUUUUCUCGGGUGGUUUUUUUUUUUUUUUUUUAGUGUGAAUGUAAAUAAAAACAAAAAGUUGAUUUAACUUCGAUUGAGUCGUUACAAUAAUUGAUACUUUUGUCACGAAAAAUUUGAGCUCAAUCAAUAAUGUUUUAUAUAAUCGUAAAAAUUCACCAAAAAUUAAGAAGCUGGAUUAGUCUAGUGACAAGUGAAUGGGCUUCAUAACCCAACGGCCAAGGGUUCAAGACUCUUCAGGGGAAAAUUUUAAGCUCAAUUUUCAAUCAAUGUGCAUUCCCUUGCCAAUAUAAUGAACGUAUUCAAUGUUCAUUUUUUUUAUACUUAUCACAAUUUCAGGGUAUUCAGAACAACUAUGACUUAUAAACAUUACAACAAUCCUGACAACGACCGCAGUAACACAUUCGUUUUAAACAUACUACUGAUUAUUGACACUUUCAAAGAAAUUAAUCCACUGGUCAACGAAACCCGUCAUACCAAUAGAAUCUUACAAGUUUUGAAUCGCGCGGCUAAAGCGUUAAAUGAAUUAAGUAAUCCUAAAAUAAAGUUACACAUUUCCGGAGUUGUUAAAUUGAAGCAAAUAAAUCAUUCAAAUUUAAAAGUAUUCAAGGAAACACAGUUUGCGUAUUACGAGUGUUAUGAUAUUCAUUUAACAUAUAAUGCUAUGAGUAAGUGGUUGUUUGAUGAUUCUGCAACAUUUGGCGAGAUUGACUAUGACAUGUUCGUUUUUGCACCAAAUGCAGAUUUAUGUAUUAAAAAUGGUGGACAAUUGGACAGCCGUUCGUAUUAUCUCCCGAAAAAUAAAGAUUGUACAAACACAGAUGAUUCGAGUCAUCCAUCGGGCGGACUCUUGGAUUUUGACAACGAAAAUGCUGAAUUGCAUAUUGUACAGAUGAUUGCUGAAAACGUUCAAAUAUUUUCAACUUACCGGAAACACAGAAAAUGCCUCUAUGCCGAUUUACGUGUGAUGAGAAAAAUGAGUCAGAUAUUGGCCCAGUUCUAGAUUAUGACUGCAAUUCUCUUCCUGCGUUAGUUAAGUCAUCUGGUGGACUUAUUCAAUAUGACCCCUUCUUUAGCUUGCAUGUUACUCAAAUGAUCGCCGACAGAUUCCAUAUUAAUCAAGAUAAUGUACUCAACUGCGGAUCAGGCCAUAUAAUGGAUAAUGGUAAAAUUGAUACUUGCGUAACCGCGAUAAAUUCUCGGUCGUGGUCAAAUUGUUCUCAAUCAGCAUUUCAGUCUCUACCCAGCACGGCUGAAUUUUUAUGUUAUAAAAUGCCAGCUUUUAAGUCAGAUGGUGAACAAGACAACGAUUAUCAGUAGUCCUACAAAUCAAUGCUUCUUUACAUCAUGCAAUACAUACUUAUUGAAUUAAUAAUAUUGUAAUGUACAUAUUUGUUAAAAGUUUAUCCAUUAACUGACAGAUAUUACAAUAAAAGA